AAAGUCAUCAAAAUUUCCAAAUUCUAUUCAAGUUCAUUUGCUGACCCAUCACUAGCGUAAAUAUCUUAUCUCCCUUUGAGCUCCAAGGUGGGGAGAGAGAGAGAGAGAGAAUAUGUCUAUAUUGGCACCAAAUUCUCAGAUUCUAUGCAGAGAAAUCUAUCAGAAUCAGAGGGAGCAACAACAACAACAGUGUUGGCAUGGUGGGAAUUGUUUGGUUUUGUGGAAAUCAUAUGGGUUUGGUUUUGAUAGUAGAAAAGAUGAGUGGAAGAAGAAAGCAAAGAGAGAAUUGAUCAAAGUGGGUGCUUUCUUUCCAGACUUGUCAAGACCCAGUGUAGUUGAGAUGGAGCCCAUUCUGGACUCUGAUCAUCUUGAUCAGAUCCUACUCAAAGCUCAAGAAUUCUCCCAACCCAUUAUCAUUGACUGGAUGGCUUCUUGGUGCCGAAAGUGCAUAUAUUUGAAGCCAAAAUUGGAGAAAAUGGCAGCUGAGUACGAUACCAAAUUGAAAUUUUAUUGUGUGGAUGUCAACAAAGUGCCUCAGGCUCUAGUCAAGCGAGGAAACAUUUCUAAAAUGCCAACUAUCCAGCUAUGGAAAGAUGGAGAGAUGAAAGCAGAAGUAAUUGGAGGACAUAAAGCAUGGCUUGUCAUGGAUGAAGUUAGAGAAAUGAUUCAAAAGUUUGUAUGAUGUAUAUAUUCUUUAUUCACUCAAAGCUCUCUCUCUCUCUCUCAUCAUGUUUAUGACAACCAACUUGGUGCUUAUAUCAUAUGGAUUACAAUCAUUUGUACAUCCAAUACCAAGAAUCAAGGAAAAUCACUCUUCAAACCAA
This is a messenger RNA of Camellia sinensis, 824 nucleotides long. It is a transcript of the gene WCRKC1, whose product is annotated as WCRKC thioredoxin 1. The record is from RefSeq and is a predicted model, not a curated record. Gene Ontology annotation, cellular component: chloroplast stroma. Lineage: Eukaryota; Viridiplantae; Streptophyta; Magnoliopsida; Ericales; Theaceae.